Molecule: messenger RNA, 702 nt
Organism: Mycosarcoma maydis (corn smut)
Lineage: Eukaryota; Fungi; Basidiomycota; Ustilaginomycetes; Ustilaginales
Exons: 7
Coding region: 1-702 (233 amino acids)
Molecular function (GO): carbon-sulfur lyase activity
Source: RefSeq, a predicted model, not a curated record
AUGCCGAGUCAGAACAGCAACGAUUACCGCAGCAGCGCUGAUCGAAACAGCGGCGCGCAGAGCAGCCAAGGACACCAGCUGAGCAAGCCUCCCAACACUGGUUGGAAGGGCGACAUCCCGGCUAGCAAGGGUGGUCGCGAGGAAGGGUACCUGCAAAAGCCGCCAUACGUUUGGAAGUCGGAAGAGUUCCAAGUCAAGUACCGCGCCCAAUGUUGGUGCGGAAAGCUCGAGUUCGAAUACCACGGCGAUCCCAUCGACGCCAAGCACUGCCACUGCACUCAGUGCCAACGCCUGGACGGGGCGCCGUUCCAGUGGGCGGCGCUGUUCCACAAGACGUCGGUGCGACUUGCACAGCAUUGCGAUCUGCUUCAGCUCGACUUUUUCAGCACCCAGCAACGCCACAGCGAACACAGCGUGCCGUGCAAGAUCAGCUGUCGAAACUGUCGCAGUCCGAUGGCUGACGAAGGCCGAAACAUGGUCAUGGCCUACCCUUCGUCAUUUGUAUUCGAGGACAACCGCGUGCCCGCCGCAUUUGCGCCCACAGCACACAUCUUCUACGCCGAACGAGUCAUGGACCUGGACGACGACAUUCCCAAGUGGGCCGGUCACAAGAAUGCCUCGGAGCAGCUGGCGCACGCACCUACCGACGAGGCGGACCGCACUAUGGGCAAGGGUAAACGCCACAAGGCGGAGUGCGGCUGA